Melozone crissalis (California towhee) is the source of this 3273-nucleotide messenger RNA. RefSeq names its product FTO alpha-ketoglutarate dependent dioxygenase (gene FTO). The transcript has 9 exons. The record is from RefSeq and is a predicted model, not a curated record. Bases 30 to 1571 code for a protein of 513 amino acids. Gene Ontology annotation, biological process: regulation of multicellular organism growth; RNA repair; DNA alkylation repair. Gene Ontology annotation, molecular function: broad specificity oxidative DNA demethylase activity; mRNA N6-methyladenosine dioxygenase activity; ferrous iron binding. NCBI's taxonomy places the organism in Eukaryota, Metazoa, Chordata, Aves, Passeriformes, Passerellidae.
CGCUCCGGGCGGACGGCUAAGGCGGCACCAUGAAGAGGAGAGCAGGGGAGCGGGAGAAAGAGCUGAAGAAGAAAAAACUUCUUGAAGAACUUGGGGAGAACAGACUUCCAUAUCUGACGCCAGCCGACGCUGAUUUCCACCAGCUGUGGAAGACCAAGUAUUCCAAGCUGAUCUUCAGGAAAUCUGAUACAGUACCUGAAGAUCUCCACCAAAUGGUACAGGAAAGCUUUCUGGCCUUGCGAGAGCACAACUGUUUCUUUCAAGAUCUUGUGAGGAUCAAAGGAAAAGACUUCCUUACUCCAGUGUCUCGUAUAUUAAUUGGAAACCCAGGAUGCACUUAUAAAUACUUGAACACAAGAUUAUUUACAGUUCCUUGGCCUACACAAAGUUAUGACAUAAAAUAUUGCAGUCCUCAGAUACAUGAUGCUUGUAAAGCAUUAAUGAGACUUAAUGACUACAUGCAUAUUGAAACGGUCAAGGCAUUACAAGGACAAAAUUUGCUUGAGAACAAAGAAAUUAAAGAUACUACUGUAAUAGAUAGGAAGCAAAGUUUUGCUUCUUCUCUAACUGAGCAAGAAUCUGUUUCAAAAGAUCAAAGCAGUGUUUGUGUAUCAGAGGAUGACCGAAGUCUAAAGAACAGAACAUCUUAUAAUUUGACUUUAUUAAAUUAUAUGGAUCCCUUACAAAUGCUGUACUUGAAACAAGAGCCUUACUUUGGAAUGGGGAGCAUGGCAGUGAGCUGGCACCAUGAUGAGAACCUGGUGGAAAGGUCAGCAGUGGCUGUGUACAGUUACAGCUGUGAAGAUUCAGCUGUACAAGAAAGCAGCGAGCAGCAGCUGAAGGGAAGAGACCCAGCUGUUUGGCACGUGGGCUUGAAGGUGGCAUGGGACAUAGAGACACCUGGCUUGGCAGUGCCACUUCACCAAGGAGACAUCUACUUGAUGCUCGAUGAUCUCAAUAUGACCCAUCAGCACUGUGUUCUGGCUGGUUUGUCCCCUCGGUUCAGCUCCACUCACAGGGUGGCAGAUUGUUCAAGAGGAACAUUGGAAUACAUACUUGGACAGUGUGAACUGGCACUCCAGAAUUUGCAGACUGAUUCUGAUUCAAUGGCUUUGUCUUUGAAAUCACUGGAAGCUGCAGUGGUGAAGCAAGUAGAAGAAGUACAUAAUGAGGUUGAAUUUGAGUGGCUUAGGCAGUUUUGGUUCCAAGGCAAGAGGUAUUUGAAGUGCACUGAUUGGUGGCUUAAGCCUAUGGCUAAAUUGGAAGAAUUUUGGAGAAAAAUGGAGAUUAUGACAAGUCUGGUCCUCUCUGAGGUGAGAAAAGAGCAACAAAUUGAGGAACAAAGGAAUGAGACCAUCAGCUGCUUCCUGCUCCUGCUUAAGGAGAGACAAAAGCUGCGUAAAGAAUGGACAGCAAGAUGCCAGUCAGACGCAGCAGAGAGCUUGCCAGAGGACCAGAGACCAGAAUGCCAUCCUUUCUGGACAGAUGAUGAUGAAUGUAAUAUGCCUCUGCCAUAUGAUCUAGAAGAAAUAAUUGCCUAUCUACAAAAUCUUGUUCAAUGGAUAGAAUAACAAGCGACCUUCCAGCCUAGAAUUAUUGAUGCUGGUCAUCUGGGGAGAAGCUUUGUUAUCAUGAAUCUUUUAAGCUUUAUGAUUUCUUGAUUGUAUGUGAUUUUAUGUGUCAAUGCAGAUUUUGCCAGUCUUUACACAGUAGCUUAGUUACUGUCUCAUAAUUAAAAGGACCAGCCCCCAAAUUUAGAGAAGUGUGUGUUUUUUAAGACCUGAAGUCCAGAACACCAGCCUUAGUUCCCUUCUCCUCCACUCUAAUUCCCAUUGACCCUGCAGCCCAGGGGUGUCUGUGUAUCACAGACUCACAGAAUGUUGCAGGUUGGAAGGGACCACAGUGGGAUCACCUGGUCCAACCCCCUGGUCAGGCAGAAUUCCCCAGAGCACAGGCACAGGGCUGUGUCCAGACAGUUCUGGAAUGUUCCCUGUGAGGGAGACUCCACAGCCUGCACAGAGCAUUUUUCAUUUUUUCAGAUGAGGGAUUCUGUAGGAGCAUUCUAACACAGAUCCCAAGACUUCCUUACUGUUUUGCCUCAUGGCAACAGAGUACUGCUAAGAGAGAUUUCUGAUGUGAAUCUGUACCUUCUGGUCUCCCUGGAAUUCAGAAUUCAGUUCCUAACCAUUGCUUUGUUUCUGCAUGUUGUGAAUCCUACUCUGAGGUCAUGUUUCCCAGUGCAUUGCCAAAAGAAGUGAUGGACCUAAAUAAGACCUUCCAUUUAGGUUGUUUGGUUCUCUGAGAAACUGGAUUUAGAUUGUGUGAUAUCGGGUAUUUCAGCCUCAUGUGAGAUCUAUGAGCACAAACCCAAAAACUAUGAAAAAGGAAGCUGUUUGUGAUGUUUUGUAGUAACAUGCUAUAAAAAGAACAAUUCUGUGGGGGAUCAUACAGGGUGCUCCUGAAUGAGAUAGAAAAUUUUGUCUUGGUAAAUUGCUAUUUUAUCUGAACUGCUUGGGCUGGUGUCCAACUCUGCCAGAAAAAGCAGAAAAUCAUUGGGGUGAAAAAGCACUCAGGCUGUAUUACCAAAGAAGUCAGUAAGGUUCAGAGUUUGACAUUGCCACCAAGAAAUGAAUAUGCCUCCUGUGUUGAUGUGGUGUUUAAAGUCUCUGCUGAGGCUGACCUCACCCAGAACACUCCAGCUUCUGUACUGGCAAAGUGCUGUAUGUGUGGAUGAGGCUUGCGCUCCUGAAAAUUGUGCUUUUGACGGUAUAACAUAUGCCAGACCUCCCUGGAGCUAAGGAAGCUGUGCCAGUAAAAAUUCAGUUUUAGUGGUAUAAAACUGUGUCCACACCUACCAGCUUUUGCCAGGACAAUUAUAUCAAGUAGAGGUUGUGCCUCAUAAGACUUUAUGUAAAGCUGUGCCAGCAAAAGUAUAAAUACCUGAAUCAAGUGUUUCCAGCAUAGUCCUGGGUUUCUGUGAAAACUUUCAGUUAUCCUGUGGAAUGUAAAGACUCUCUGAAGAAUAAGUUAUUACUUAAACUAGGUUUGAUAAUAUCACCAUGAUCCACUCAUUUAUCUGUUGUCUCUUGUGCCAUAGAUUUCAUAACAUUUGGAAAUACAGCUAUGGGCCAGCUUUCUCUUCCCUGCACUAGUUAAAGCUGGCUUUACCAGUGGCAUAUUUGGAUUAGUGCCACACUAAACACUGUUUGCUUUGGAGAUUCCUCAGAGAAAAGCUAGCUGAAGAUGUGGGAAUUCUGCUUUUGAAAAGGCAGU